Scatophagus argus is the source of this 2301-nucleotide messenger RNA. It is a transcript of the gene sirt4, whose product is annotated as sirtuin 4. The coding region runs from base 132 to 1037 and encodes 301 amino acids. The record is from RefSeq and is a predicted model, not a curated record. NCBI's taxonomy places the organism in Eukaryota, Metazoa, Chordata, Actinopteri, Scatophagidae. The transcript is spliced from 4 exons. Gene Ontology annotation, molecular function: NAD+ binding; NAD-dependent protein lysine deacetylase activity.
CUAAAACAAAGGUUCCGGGUUAUAUCGGUGUGUUUCGGUAGGUCAUGUAAUUCUGUCAGCACUUUGUAGCUGCUGCCAGUUUUCGGGUUAAACUUCGAGUUAAACUGAUACCGAUUAAACUCACAAACAAGAUGAAGUUGCCACGACCUGUGAAGGCAUCCUCAGUACCUGCAAGGGUGUUGAGCUUUGUCCCCGCCUGCAGCGCUACUGAUGCACACUCCCUGGAGCUGCUGCAAGAGUUCGUGUCCCGAGCCAAACGACUGUUUGUGAUCAGUGGCGCAGGACUCUCCACCGAGUCCGGGAUCCCCGAUUACCGCUCAGAGGGUGUCGGGCUGUACGCUCGCACUGACAGGCGACCCAUGCAGCACGCAGAGUUUGUCCGCAGCGCAAAGUCCCGUCAGCGCUACUGGGCCAGAAACUUUGUCGGGUGGCCGCGGUUCUCCUCCCAUCAGCCAAACUCUGCACACAAGGCUCUGCAGCGGUGGGAGGAGGGCGGCAAGCUCGGCUGGCUGGUUACGCAGAACGUGGAUGCUCUCCAUUCAAAGGCAGGACAGAAAGGACUGACUGAGCUCCACGGCUGUGCCCACAGGGUGAUGUGUCUCGGCUGUGGUGCCAUCUCAGCGAGGGAGGAGCUCCAGACGCGAUUUGUAGCACUAAACCCGGACUGGACAGCUCAGGCUGGCGCUGUGGCUCCGGACGGUGAUGUUUUCAUAGAGGACGAGCAGGUCCUCCAUUUCAGAGUUCCCUCCUGUGAGGACUGCGGAGGGAUACUGAAGCCUGAUGUCACAUUUUUUGGAGACACCGUGAACAAGGCGACAGUACAGUUUGUGCACGACAGACUGACAGAAUCCGAUGCGGUGCUGGUAGUGGGGUCUUCGUUACAGGUAUAUUCAGGAUACAGGUUUUUACUGGCAGCUAGUGACAGGAAAAUGCCGGUCGCCAUCCUGAACAUUGGGCCCACGAGAGCCGAUCACCUGGCCGAGCUGAAGGUGAGCGGCCGCUGUGGUGAAGUGCUGUCAGUCAUUCAACCUCUCUGAGUGUCAUGGACAUGCUGUGUGAAUAUUCUGCAUUAAGCUGGUCAAAACGCCGGUCAGAACUACCUCAAAUUCAAACAGGUAAACAACACUCUUCGGGAUGGCUGCCUCAGCUGUUUGGCACUUCUGGAGCAUCUACACCUCUGUGCCAGGAGAAUUAGCUGCUAACACCUGGCAUUUCUAUUUAUCUAUUUUAUGCAAAACUGCAUGUUAAACUUGUUAAUUGACUUACGUAGAGUUAAGUGUGCCUGUCUUGGAAAUUCAGAUUGGUAUCAGGGGAUCAGUAAAGAUGAACUACAAGAAUGCUUUUGAGUGCAAACUGUUAAAAAUCAUGUAUCAGGUAAGACACUUUAGAGAAGUUUUGAAAAUAAUAUAUUGCAAUCAGCUGGUUUCUAAAGGCUGUGAUUAUUUGUGUUAGCCUGGAGCGGUUUGCUCUCAUGUCUUCAUAUGAUGGUGCUGAGAUUGUUUAACUGCAUGUCAGAGGCUGGAGACAAAAACAUGUUAUAUUAAACAGAAUUAAACUGUAUGUAUACUCUCAGGGCAUGAGAGCGCUUUAUACAGAACCUCGUCAAGAUGGACGUCGUUAGUCUCAAACCCCGCAGCAUGUUCGCCAGUAAGGUUUCGCAACUUCAGCAGUUGUACUUUUAACCAAUGAUUAGAUUCUGACACAUCGUCACCAUUUGUCAGUAUGAGAUCAACUGAACACAACUGGUGAUAAUAUGAUAGAUUGGUCCCCUGACACCACACAUCACUAGUUCACAUCAGACUGGUGCAUUGUGCACUGUAUUGUUGGAGAGAAUACAGCUGUAGUUUUGACUUAAACUGGCAUAACAAAUGCAAAGUGGGUAUUGUUAAUAUUAAUUACACUUGUUCUUUAAUUACCAUGAAGGCCUAUUAUUUCUGUACAUCACAGAUAUUUUAUCUAAGGGUUGGCCUAAAGAUUAAGUCUACUAAAUACACAUCGCAAAUAUAAUGUAAGCUUACAUCUAAUUUAUCACUUAUGUAGGUAAAUCAAAGCACUCAGGUUGAUUUUGUGAAUCUUACUGAUCUAAUAUUCAGUUAUGUAUUUGUGCUGGACUCCAAGUUUUCAACCAUUUUUGAACUUAAGUUUUGUUCUCUGAUUAAAUAUAAUUUACAUCAGAUUCAAGCAUUCUGCUAAGUGUAUGAUCAGUUUCUCCUCAGACAGUUAAGUCUGAAACUUUAGAUAGAUUUUGGGGAAAAAAAUGGGGCUGUAAUCAUCAUUCUCAUAUUCAUACUCGUAUUUUAU